This is a messenger RNA of Caenorhabditis angaria, 9445 nucleotides long. The record is from the annotation of a GenBank genome assembly. NCBI's taxonomy places the organism in Eukaryota, Metazoa, Nematoda, Chromadorea, Rhabditida, Rhabditidae.
AUGUCGCUCAGCUACAUUGUAUCCGCCAAAAAAUCCACGGUCAUCUCGAAAACCGAAGUGGGAAACUUCACCGAUCCCAAAAAUUUGAACCUAAUUCUGAAUCGCGGAAAUCGUCUAGAUGUUCAAUUGUUAACUCCAGAAGGAUUGAAGAGUGUAUGCGAGAUUCCGGUUUAUGGAAGAAUCACUAAUCUUCAACUUUUUCGCCCGAAAAAUGCGGUGAGUUAGGGUUUUUAACAAAAAAAUUUCGCUUUCACGCGCUCCACCGCAAUAAACACGCAACACAGACCGCGCCGCGCCACAAAACACACAAAUAAGGGAACGAUUCAAAUUCCCUCCCUUUUUUGUGUGUGUUGUAGCGCGGCGCGGUCUGCGUUGCGUGUUUAUUUCGGUGGAGCUCUUUCGAGCUCAAAUUUAUGAAAAUUGAGCUUUUUUGAAGCUGCAAAUCAUGAAAAUUGAGCUUUUUGAGCUCAAAUUUAUGAAAAUUGACUUUCUGAAGCUAAAAAUUAUGAAAAAUGACAUUUUUGAGCUGAAAAUUAUGAAAAAUGAGCGGAAAAUCAUGAAAAAUGAGCUUUUUGAAGCUGAAAAUCAUGAAAAUUGAGCUGAAAAUUAUGAUUGACUUUCUGAAGCUAAAAAUUAUGAAAAAUGAGCGGAAAAUCAUGAAAAAUGAGAUUUUUGAGCUGAAAAUCAUAAAAGAUUUUGAAUCGUUCCCUUAUUUGUGUGUGUUGUGGCGCGGCGCGGUCUGCGUUGCGUUUUUAUUUCGGUGGAGCGCGUUUCGAUAAUAUAAGCAAGAGAAAAUAACAUGUUCUAUUUUUCCAGGAAACCGAUUAUUUGAUAGUGUUAACCGAGAAACUUCAAAUGGCAGUUUUGGCCUAUGAAAACUCGAAAAUCGUCACAAAAGCCGCUGGAAAUAUUGCAGAUCGUGUGGGAAGACUAACAGAUUACGGCACAAUUAUAACCGUCCAUAAAUCUGGUUUAAUCGCAGUUCGAUUAUACGACGGAACUUUGAAAUUAGUCGAAUGGGAAAAACACAGCGAUUUGAAGCAUUUCAAUGUCCGAUUCGAUUCAAUAAAUGUAAUUGAUGUCAAAUUUAUGGAAACCAAAGAUGAGAUUUAUCGAAUGGCGUAUAUUUCGGAAGAUAAUCAAGGUCGACAUCUUCGUGUGGUGGAUUUGGGAAUGAAUGACAAAGAGUUCCGCGCAUUCUCAUCGCAGGAGAAUAUUUCCAACGAUGCCUCUUUCAUUAUCCCCGUUCCUCAACCUAUUGGUGGAGUGAUAGUUCUAGGAAUGGAUACGAUUUUAUACCAUCCAGAUGAUCGGCGGAAUCCAGUUUCCUGUCCAGUUUCAAAUAACACAUCUUUCACAGCAUAUUCAAAAGUGGAUGUGGAAGGUAACAGAUAUCUUCUCUCUGAUAACAAAGGUCGACUUCUGAUGCUUCUCCUGAAUGUAGAUGAUUCAAUUCGAGAAAUGCGUGUGGAACAUCUUGGCCUAACUUCAACCGCCGACACUGUUAAAUAUCUCGACAAUGCUGUCGCAUUCAUUGGCUCAAGACUUGGAGAUUCUCAAUUGAUUCGUCUUCUAGAUUCACCGAAUCCCGAUGGUUCUUUUGUCGAAAUUCUAGAAACUUAUGUGAAUAUCGGGCCGAUUCGUGAUAUGAUUCAUGUUGAAACUGAAGGUCAAACUCAACUUAUCACAGUUUCCGGUGCUCAUAAAGAUGGGUCUUUGAGAGUGGUUAGAAAUGGUGUUGGAAUUGAUGAGUCAAAUAAUGCGGAUUGUCCUGGGGUUGAGAAUAUUUUUGUGCUUCGAUAUAAAUCAGAAUUGGAUAAUUAUGUGAUUGCAUCUACAGAUUUUCAAACACAUUGUAUUAAAGUUGUUGAAGAUGAUUUAACAGCUGGUGGUUUAUUAGAUUUCAAUGAAAAUUUGCCAACGAUUUUCGCUGGAUGUUUAUUCAAAAAUGCUGAACUUGUAGUUCAAGUCACAAAAAAUGGAGUUCAACUUAUGAAAGAAGGAAAAACUUCGGUUUUUUGGAGACCAGAGAGUCAAGAACUUAUAACAAAAGCUGCGGCAAAUGUGCUCCAUGGUCAAAUUGUGAUUGCCGCUAAAGAUGAAUUAUAUUAUUUGAGAUGUUUGGAAGAUGGAGAUUCACUGGAAAUUCAGGAAAUAUCAAAGCGGGUUAUGUCGGAUGAGAUUUCUUGUGUUGAUAUUUCGAAUGAAAAAGAUGAUGGUAGCAAAGAGGCGAAUUUUGUUGUUGUUACACUUUGGAAUUCGUUCAAAUUGGAAAGUUUGACGAUUACUGACUUGGUUACGGUGAGUUUUGGGAAGUAUUUGGGCUCGAAAUGCUCCAAAUUCCACGUGGAUUAUGAAAAUCCUCGAAAUUUGGAGCAUUUUGACAUCAAACACAACCAUAUUUGGGCUCAAAAUGCUCCAAAUUUCAAGUUUCAACCUAAAUUUGGCUACCGCUGAUCAUGUUUCCAGAAAUUUAGAUGAGUUAUGACGUGGCAAAUUAGCUUCAAAAAUGAUUUUCAAGAAAAUUUGAUAGCAUAGGGUUGUUCAGAAGGCGAGAUAACAUGAAAAAUCUUUGAAUUUUCAAUAAUUUUUCGAAAUUUUGGAAAUACCAAGUUUAAUUUUAAAUUUUCCUCUUUUAUUUUAAAAUUGUCAUUAAUUUUUCAGCGAUUUUGAACAAAAAAAAUACGUUUCAAAAUUUCGAUUUUUGUGAAAUUUUCGAAUUGAAACCAAAAUUUAAAAUUGGAAAAAUUUUCUUUAAAAAAAUUGGAUGAACAUUCUGAAAUUCAGAAUUUCAUAUGAACCAAAAUUUUUAGCUCUCACAAGGAAUUUGUUCAUUUUCAGCUUAAAAAAACUUGAAAAUCUACUUUUUUGAUGAACUCCAAGCUGAAAAUUGCUGUCUAGUUGCAGAAACCAAAAAAAUUUCAAUUUUCUGUCAGAAAAUCUAAAAAAAAUACGUUUCAAAAUUUCUCAUGAAUUUUUCUUUCAAUUUUUGUAAAAUAUUGGGCGCAAAUAAAUUGAAACCAAAAUUUAAAAUUGGGAAAAUUUUUUCGAAAAAAAUUGGAUGAACGUCGAAAAUAAUUUUUUAAAAGUUUUGAACAAAAAAUUUUCGAUUCAGAAAAAUGUCAAAAAACUAAAUUUUUUGAAUUUUUUUAAAAUUUUUUUCAUUGAAACUUUUUUGUGUUGAAAAAUAGGGUUUUUUGACAUUUUUUGAAUCGAAAAUUUUCGAAAACUACUAAACAAUCUCACAAAAAUUGAAAAAUUUGAUAAUAAAUUAUAUCGAAAUUUUGAAACGUAUUUUUUUGUUAAAAAAAAGUCCAAAUUUGUCUCAAAAUCGCUGAAAAACUAGAAAACCCCUAUUAAAUUGAAACCAAAAUUUGAAAUUGGGAAAAUUCUAUUUAAAAAAUUUUUUGGAUGCACAUUCUGAAAUUAUCGAUUUAUAAAUCUGAAUUUUCAUCCAAAAUUUUUUUCAAAAGAAUUUUCCCAAUUUUAAAUUUUGGUUUCAUUUUAUUUUUUCUAAUAUUUCUCAAAAAUUGAAAGAAAAUUUUGAAACGUAUUUUUUUUUGGUUUAAAAAAAGUUAGAAUUUGUCUGAAAAUUCGAGCUGAAAAAAAAAAUCAAAUCAAAUUUCCAAUGACUAAAAAACUGAAAAAGUGUUCCGAACUACUAGAAAACAUAGAUUUUAUUCAAAAAAUCUAAAUUUUCAGCGCAUGGAAGCAUUUCUCCCAACCAAAGUUGUCGCCAGAAGUGUAAUUGCAACAUACAUCGAUGGCAUCAAUUAUCUCCUUGUUGCAUUAGGAGACGGUGUAUUACUCUAUUACACACACGAUCUACAAAAUGCUCAACUUGGCGAAGUAAAAAGAACAUCAGUGGGAACUCGUCCACCAAGUAUGCGACGAAUUUGGACAAAUCGCCGACAACACGUUUUUGUCUGCUCGGAUCGACCGGUUAUUGUAUUUUCGCACAAUCGAAAAUUGGUUUUUUCAAAUGUCAAUUUGAAACUUGUCAAUGCGAUUUGCUCAAUCAACUCGAGUCAUUUUAGGUGGGUUUUUUAUUAAAAAAAAAUUUUUUUUUUCAAAAUCCCCAUAUUUUUUUAGAGAUUCUUUGGUGUUGGCUGACAAAACGUCGAUAAUUUUUGGAACUAUUGAUGAUAUUCAAAAAAUACAUGUGAGAACUUACCCCAUGGGAGAAUCGGUGAGAAGAAUUGCGCAUCAAAAAUCAACUGGAACCUAUGCGGUUCUUUCGACUAGAGAAGAUGUUGGGGGAGUGGUUUCGACGAGUGCAUCGACAACUGCGGUUUGCAAAUCGGGAUAUGAGAAAAGUAUGGGAAUUUUGAUUUUUUUUGAAGAAAAUUUGGGUUUUUUGUGGGAAAACAGAACAUUUUUUGGGUUUUUUAGACCAAAAAAAUACGUUUCAAAUUUUUUUUGGGAAAUUCAAAAAUUCAAAUUUUCCGCUUGAUUUUUCUUGCGGGAAAUUCAAAAAUUCAAAUUUUCCUCUUAAUUUUUCUUGCGGGAAAUUCAUAAAUUCAAAUUUUCCGCUUAAUUUUUUCUGGCGGGAAAUUCAAAAAUUCAAAUUUUCCGCUUAACUUUUUCAUUGCGGGAAAUUCAAAAAUUCAAAUUUUCCGCUUAAUUUUUUCUUGCGGGAAAUUCAAAAAUUCAAAUUUCCCGCUUAAUUUUUCUUGUGGGAAAUUCAAAAAUUCAAAUUUUCCGCUUGAUUUUUCUUGCGGGAAAUUCAAAAAUUCAAAUUUUCCUCUUAAUUUUUUCUUGCGGGAAAUUCAUAAAUUCAAAUUUUCCGCUUAAUUUUUUCUGGCGGGAAAUUCAAAAAUUCAAAUUUUCCGCUUAAUUUUUUCUUGCGGGAAAUUCAAAAAUUCAAAUUUCCCGCUUAAUUUUUCUUGUGGGAAAUUCAAAAAUUCAAAUUUUCCGCUUAAUUUUUCUGGCGGGAAAUUCAAAAAUUCAAAAAUUGGGAUGAACAUUCUGAAAUUCAGAAUUUCAUAUGAACCAAAAUUUUCCAGCUCUCACAAGAAAAUUGUUCGAAAUUUUUUUUUUUGAAUUUUCAGCUUGGAGUUCAUCAAAAAAGUCGAUUUUCAAGUUUUUUUUAGCUGAAAAUGAACAAAUUCCUUGUGAGAGCUAAAAAUUUUGAUUCACAUGAAAUUCUGAAUUUCAGAAUGUUCAUCCAAUUUUUUUAAAGAAAAUUUUUCCAAUUUUAAAUUUUGGUUCGAACAUUUCACAAAAAUCGAAAUUUUGAAACGUAUUUUUUUUUGUUCAAAAUCGAGCUGAAAAACUAAUGACAAUUUUAAAAUAAAAGAGAAAAAUUUAAAAAAAAAUGUUUAUUUUUUUCUGAAAAAAUUGAAAUUUUUUCGUUUUUUCAGCUUGGAAUUCAUCAAAAAUUUAGAUUUUUAAGCUGAAAAUUAAAUUUUCCAGAAGCACAAGAUGAAAGCAGCGCUCCAGCGGUGUCUGAAAUCUCAUCUCUAAUGAUUCUCGAUCAACACACAUUCAAAGUUCAACACACCUAUUUCUUCGAAGAACGUGAAGUAUCAAUCAGUGUUAUUUCCGGACAACUUGGCCAAGAUCCAAAAUUCUACUAUAUCGUUGGAACAUCUAUCAUAAAUCCAGAAGAAACUGAGUCCAAACAGGGAAAAUUGAUUGUAUUCCAAGUGGAUCCGGAAGACAGAUCGAAACUAAGAUUCAUCUCCCAAAAGGAAAUUCGAGGAACUCCAUAUUCAAUCAAUAUUUUGAAUGGUAAAUUGCUUGUGGCGAUUAAUAGUGCUGUUAGAAUGUUUGAAUGGGAUCCGGAUACUGGCCUACGUCACGAAUGUGCUAGCUUCAAUAACAUCACUGCACUAUCUGUUAAAGUUAUGGGAGAUCAGAUUUUGGUGGCGGAUUUGAUGAGAUCUAUGAAAUUGUUGACGUAUCGAAGUAUGGAGGGAACACUUGAUGAAGUUGCCAAGUAGGUGGAGACUAAUAUGAGUCAUGGAUUUUGGGACGCUGAAAAGUGUAAAAACUGUGAAUUUUCGGUUUUUGGACCUCUAAAAUGCUCAAAUUUCGAUAUUUUUCAACAAUUUUCAUUGAAAUCUGAUAGCAUAGCGUUGUUCAGAAGGCGAGUUAGAAUAAGUUCCUGGCCAGAGUAGAAUUUUGAAAAAUAUUGAAAUUUGAGCAUUUCAGAGGCUCAGAAGCAGAAAAUUCACAGUUUUUACACGUUUGAGGCUAGAUUUGAGCUUCUAAAAUUCAUGACCCAUAUUAGGCAAUUUUAGACAUCAGAAUAAUGAUCAGAUGGUUGAAAACUACUAGAAAUUUAAAUUUUAAAAUUGAAAAAUCUCUCAUUUGAACAGAAAUUUACUAUAUUUAACAAAACUCAAAAAUUGCAGUUCAGAAUUUUUUUUUCAAAAAUUCAAGUUUUUAUUUUCAAAAAAUCGGUUUUCAUCUCAAAAUCGACGAAAAUACGCGAUCAAAAAAUGAUUUCGCCGAUAAAAACUUCAAAUUUUCAUAAAAAUUACGAAUGUAGCUCGAAAACAAAAAAAGUUUUUUUUUUCUAAAUUUAUUUCAAGCUACAUUUGUAAUUUUAUUGAAAAAUUGAAGUUUUUAGCUACAAAAAUUUUUUUAUCGAGUAUUUUCAUCAAUUUUGAGAUGAAUUCUGAUUUUUUGAAAAUAACUUUUUUUUUUGAAAAAAAAAUCGAAAACUUAUGGACAGAAAAAUCAAUUUAUCUGUCUGCACUCUCUCAAUUUCACAUUGUCUCUACUCAAAAAUAAUAAACUGUAUAUUUUGUUUUUCGACGUUAAUUUUGACCCAAAAUCAUGAUUUUCAGCGAUUUCCAUCUAAAAAAUGCUGAAAAAUUCAAAAAUUGACGAAUUUUCAGCCAGAAAACUCCAAUUUUCAUGAAAAAUGGCACAAAAUCAUGAUUUCCAGCUAUUUUCUGUCAAAAAAUGCUCGAAUUCAUGAUUUCAGUGUCCAAAAAUCGAUUUUUUAAAAUAAAAUUUGCUGAAAAUGAGAGAUUUGAGUAGAAAAACCACACUUUCAGGCAGAAAAUGCUCGAAAUUGGUGAAUUUUGAGCCGGAAACUCGAAUUUUCAUUAUUUUUCACCUAAAAUCCCAAUUUUCAGCCAAAAAUCCCAAAUUUUCAGAGCUCGAAGCAAAAUCUGAAAUCGAAAAAAAACGAAAACGCGCUCCACCGAAAUAAACACGCAACGCAGACCGCGCCGCGCGACAACACACACAAAAAAGGGAGGGAAUUUGAAUCGUUCCCUUAUUUGUGUGUGUUGUGGCGCGGCGCGGUCUGCGUUGCGUGUUUAUUUCGGUGGAGCGCGUGGAGAUUUUCGAUAAUAAUAUUAUAGAAAGCAGCAUUAUGCUCUUCGCUUAUAAAUUAUCCAAUGUGUGCAAUUUAUGAUUUGGCUGAAAAACACUGUGAAAUUCUAAUCAAACACUGUGAAAUUCUAAUCAAAACACAUUAUGGACAGAAAAAUCAAUUUCUCUGUCUGCACUCUCUCAAUUUCACAUUGUCUCUACUCAAAAAAAAUAAACUGUAUAUUUUGUUUUUCGACGUUAAUUUUGACCCAAAAUCAUGAUUUUCAGCGAUUUCCAUCUAAAAAAUGCUGAAAAAUUCAAAAAUUGACGAAUUUUCAACCAGAAAACUCCAAUUUUCAUGAAAAAUGGCACAAAAUCAUGAUUUCCAGCUAUUUUCUGUCAAAAAAUGCUCAAAUUCAUGAUUUUAGUGUCCAAAAAUCGAUUUUUGAUAAAAUUUGCUGAAAAUGAGAGAUUUGAGCAGAAAAACCACAUUUUCAGGCAGAAAAUGCUCGAAAUUGGUGAAUUUUGAGCCGGAAAAUCUGAAUUUUCAUCAUUUUUCAGCCAAAAAACCCAAAUUUUCAGAGCUCGAAGCAAAAUCUGAAAUCGAAAAACACGAAAAUGCGCUCUAAUGCACUAAUUUUGAGUGAAAUUUUCAUCGAAAAAUCAGUUUUCUACUAAUUAUAUUUUUCUUAUUACAAAAUAUUAGAGUAAUUUUGAGAGGAAAAAUGUGAAUUUCAGAUUUUUCUCAAUAUUGUACAGACAUCGAGUUCAUAAAUUUUCAAAAAAAAAUUUCAGAGAAUCAAAUUGUAUGUGGAUGGCGGCGUCGGAUUUCAUCACAGCUGAAAAAGUGAUUGGCGCCGAACUUCAGCAUAAUCUUUUUGUCUGUGAAGUUGAUAAAACUCGAGCCGCUGCGGAUGAUUCGAGAUAUCCACUUGAGGUUUGUUUUUUUUUCAAAAUGAGCCAAGUUCUGGGCUCUCAAAAGUUCAAAAAAUGCCAAAAUUGGCUCAUAAAACACGUCAUAACUCAAUUUUCGAUCAAUUUUCAGGCAAUCGGCUUCUUUUACCUUGGCGAAAUGGUGAAUGUGAUGAGAAGAUGUAGUUUGGUCACACCACCCGAUGAUUCAUUGAUUCAAGUCAGUCAACCAAUUAUGUUUGGAACUGUUGAUGGAUCGAUUGGUUUGGUUGUUCAGAUUGAUGAGAAAUGGAAAAAGUUUGUGCGAUUUUUCACAUUUUCAUUAAAAAAUCUGGAAAUUUUCAUCAAAAAAUCUGGAAAUUUUCAUCAAAAAAUCUGGAAAUUUUCAUUAAAAAAUCUGGAAAUUUUCAUAAAAAAUUUGGAAAUUUUCAUUAAAAAAUCUGAAAAUUUUCAUAAAAAAUCUGGAAAUUUUCAUUAAAAAAUCUGGAAAUUUUCAUUAAAAAAUCUGGAAAUUUUCAUCAAAAAAUCUGUUUUUUUAGAACUUUGAGCACAAUUCUUUUUUUUUUUUGCUCCAAAUCAAAAUCCCCCGAUUUUUCAGACUUCUUCUGAAUGUCGAAAAAGCGAUCGCGGAUUCAAUCAAAAAUUGCCUUCAAAUUGAUCAUUCGACAUAUCGACAAUUUUCGAUGAAAAAACGAGUUGAACCGGUGAGUUUUUUGAGAUUUUGGGGCUGAAAAUCGACAAAAUUCUGAAUUUUUCGAGCAUAGAAUCGAAAAAACUCAAAUUUUGAGCAAAAAUUUGAAAAAUUCUGAUUUUCCAGCAAAAAACCGCUUCUCCAUGAAUUUUUGUGCUCAAAGAGCUGAGGUUUUGGUUUUUUCUUGAGAACUAGGCGCGGCUCCUUGCCACAGUGAAUUUCUCGACGCGGCUCCUAGACAACCAGGCUCUCAAGGCGCCAAUCCUUGCCAUUGAAGCUCUCAAGGCUUGGUUACUUGACAACCAGGCUCUCAAGGCGCCAAUCCUUGACAUAGAAGCUCCCAAAGGCGCGGCCACUUGCCAGAGUGAAUUUCUCGACGCGGAUCCUAGACAUUCAGUAUUUUUGCAGGCAACCGGAUUCGUCGAUGGUGAUUUGAUCGAAUCAAUUCUGGAUAUCGAAAGAUCUGCCGCAUUACAAAUACUUUCGCGAGUUCCAGCCUCUGGAGAUGGAAUUCCAACAGAUCCGGCUGAAAUUCUGAAAAUCAUUGAGGAUUUGUCACGAAUCCAUUGA